AGGCAAUCCAAAGAAACUCUCCCGCUUGUCUGCUGAGGAGCAAGCCAAAUUCCAGCUGGACAACACUCUGGGUGGCACGUCGGAGGUGAUCCACCGCAAGGCGCUGCAGAGGAUAUAUGCUGACAAAGCGGCCGACAUCCUAGACGGGCUGAGGAAAAACCCAUCUGUUGCAGUUCCUAUUGUGCUGAAAAGGUUAAAGAUGAAAGAGGAAGAGUGGCGAGAAGGCCAGAGAGGAUUCAACAAGGUCUGGAGGGAGCAGAAUGAGAAACAUUACUUGAAAUCCCUGGAUCACCAGGGCAUCAGCUUCAAACAGAAUGCCCUUGACACCAGAACUUGGGUUGUUGUGAUGGAUAAUGUGAACUCUGGCCCUUCCCCCAUAGGGUUUGGGGUUGUAACGAAAGAGGAAAUCCAGUUCACUGCCAGUGCUUUGUACAAGGGUCUUAAAGACGUGCUUCAGCACACAGUGAGCGAGGAGAUCUGCAUGCAGGUGACAGAGCUUUACCUGUCGGAGAAUAGCAACGGAGCUACCGGAGGCCUGCUGUCGUCACAGUCAUCUCGGGACCUUGUGGAGGCCACGUAUCAGCGCAAAGCCGAGCAGCCCAUGUCAGACGAGAACUGUUUCAAGCUGAUGUUCAUUCAGAGCAGAGGCCAGGUCCAAUUAACCAUCGAGCUGCUGGACACCGAAGAGGAGAACUCGGAUGACUCCGUAGAGGCAGAGCGUUGGUCAGACUACGUAGAACGGUACGUCAGCUCUGAUUCUACCUCUCCCGAACUUCGGGAACACCUGGCCCAGAAGCCGGUUUUCCUGCCUAGUCCCAUGAAAGAGUGAGCAAGCGGCUGCACCAGCGGUUCCAAGCCUGGGUGGACAAAUGGACCAAGGAGCAUGUGACCCGUGAAAUGGCAGCUGAGACAAACAAGUGGCUAAUGGGAGAAGGGUUGGAGGGUUUGGUGCCCUGUACCACUACCUGUGAUACAGAGACCCUGCACUUUGUGAGCAUUAACAAGUGCCGUGUCAAAUACGGCACAAUAUUCAAGACACCGUAAAGUCCCUGAGCGAGGGAAGAUCACGUGGUGUGUGUGUGUGCGUAUCAAGGAAACGAGGAAGAUGCCUUUCUCCCCUCACUGUGUAUCUCCGUAACAUGGCCAGUUGACUAGUGCACAGCUGGUACAGCCUGUCACCAGCGGGAUUCGGUUUAGGAAAACGGAUCUCUACAAACCUAAGCUGGAACUGUUGCCAACAGGCCUCUGACUUCAGCGUGCACUGUGGAGGGAAGGACCCUUUUCAGAACUGAGUGAUCCUAGAGAAAUGCAGCUAGCUCAUAUGCACCAGCACUUUUGAGACUAACUCCUCAAUGGCCUGAACUUCAAGGGAAGAGAACUGGAUGUUGCAUACAUCCUGACCGGAGUGGU
Molecule: messenger RNA, 1410 nt
Organism: Terrapene triunguis (Three-toed box turtle)
Lineage: Eukaryota; Metazoa; Chordata; Testudines; Emydidae
Product: paired amphipathic helix protein Sin3a-like
Exons: 7
Biological process (GO): negative regulation of transcription by RNA polymerase II
Cellular component (GO): chromatin
Molecular function (GO): transcription corepressor activity
Source: RefSeq, a predicted model, not a curated record